AUGCAGCCUCUUCAUCGAACACAACUGGAAGGUUCGUAUUCAUAUUUGAAUUUAUUCAUAGUUUAUUUUAGUCAUUCCGCGACUGAGAAGACGAAAACUGCCGAAACUUCAACAACUUCAAAAUCGGUUCAAUCGGGCGAUCUUGUGGCUGCGGCCGCUGCUGUUGUUCACAAUCCUGUAUCAUCUGAAGCCUUUGUCGCUGCAGCCGCAGCUUUUGAAAAUCGGUCACCUCGUUUUGCCUCUUUGUUGCACCAACAGGAACAGAUAACAGCCUCAACAAUUCUUCCUUCAUCUUUUUUAACAAACACUUCAAAUGCCUUGGCGUCUUCUGCAUUGUUUGAAAAUAAAAUACCACAAAUUGUCAAUACUUCGAAUUUGGGAUUACCUAGUAGCAGUUCCAACAACAAUUUAAAUAGUUAUAACUUUUCACCAUUAAUGACCAGUUCAUUACCAUCCACAGUGGCAGCUGCUGUACAUCAGCAAAGUAUUAUUGCCAGCACUGCAAUUGCUGCUAGUGAUUUUGCUGUUUCAUUUGCUUCACAAUUGGCAGCUGCUGCGGCUGUGGUUGGAGGGGUGGCGACUUCCACGGUUCGAACUGAUUCAACUGAUGCGGUCACAGUCGAUUCUUCAGCUUCGACAACCACAAGUUGCGAUAUGCAGCAUAUAGGGUUUACUUCAUCCAUUAAUAACAACAAUGUUGAUAACAGCGGCUGUCCAAUGGAAGUUGAACAACCUGUUGGAACAUCACCAUUGGUGACUACAAUAUCCCCAUCACUUAUUGGCAUAAAUAGAUCAUCACUUGAUGAUAUUUCUAUUGGUUCACAGCCCAGCCAUGCACAGAAUCAAAGCAGGGCGGUUGCAGCCGCAAUGCUUGGAGCAAAGUGUCUCAACGUGCCGCUGGAUUUCUUAGUACCAUCGUGCCUCGUAUGCAGCAUCUAUUAAACUCAACUACAAAUUCUACAACAGGUACUGGUAGCGCUGCUGCACGUGCAGGAUAUCUUGAUUCGAUUGUU
Messenger RNA from Meloidogyne enterolobii, 1013 nucleotides. The record is from the annotation of a GenBank genome assembly. NCBI's taxonomy places the organism in Eukaryota, Metazoa, Nematoda, Chromadorea, Rhabditida, Meloidogynidae.